This is a messenger RNA of Drosophila eugracilis, 1352 nucleotides long. RefSeq names its product rhythmically expressed gene 2 protein (gene Reg-2). The transcript is spliced from 3 exons. Bases 213 to 995 code for a protein of 260 amino acids. Lineage: Eukaryota; Metazoa; Arthropoda; Insecta; Diptera; Drosophilidae. The record is from RefSeq and is a predicted model, not a curated record.
AGCACACAGAAGCCCUCGGAAUCGGAAUCUGGGGGGCAGCAGCAGCUGGUGAUAACGCGGCGGAUCGGCUUUCAUACAAAACAAUAACAGAAUUGCCGUCAGCACGUAGCACGCCGGCAGAUUUCAGUCGCUAACGUUCGACGAGAGUCGAAAGUCAAGAGUUCUCGAGCGGAAUUUGAGAGAUUAUAUAGAGAUACACAACUAUCCCGGAGAUGCGCAGCCUCAACCGCUUUCGUCUCAUCACCUUCGAUGUGACCAACACUCUGCUCCAGUUUCGAUCCACUCCCGGGAAGCAAUAUGGCGAGAUUGGAGCCCUCUUCGGGGCCAGAUGCGACAACAAUGAGCUGGCCAAGAACUUCAAGGCUAACUGGUACAAGAUGAACCGUGAUUAUCCCAACUUUGGACGCGACACGAACCCCCAGAUGGAGUGGCAGCAGUGGUGGCGUAAGCUGAUAGCAGGAACUUUUUCGGAGAGCGGGUCAGCAAUUCCCGACGAGAAGCUGCACAACUUCACCAGCCAUCUGAUAGAGCUCUACAAGACCUCCAUUUGCUGGCAGCCAUGCAACGGCAGCGUAGAGCUCCUCCAGCAUAUCCGAAAGGACUUGAAGCCGGAUAAGUGCAAAGUGGGGGUGAUAGCCAACUUCGACCCCCGCCUCCCGGUUCUCUUGCAAAACACCAAGCUGGACCAGUACCUAGACUUCGCAGUGAACUCAUACGAGGUGAAGGCCGAGAAGCCCAACGCGCUGAUCUUUCACAAAGCAAUGGAGAAGGCGGGCUUGAAGGACCUCAAACCAGAGGAGUGUCUGCACAUUGGCGAUGGACCCACCACUGACUAUCUGGCCGCCAAAGAACUGGGCUGGCAUUCGGCGCUGGUGCAUCAGAAGAGCUAUGCGUAUCUGGUUAAGAAAUACGGCGAGGACAUCGACAGGGAUCAUGUCUUUCCCAGUCUUUAUGAUUUCCACAAGAAGAUCUCGGACGACGCGGUGGUUUGGUGAUCGAUUGUAAACAUUUUAAAGUAGAAAGCCAAAUAGUUCCAUGCCUCCUUCUUGGAUAUUGUCAUGCAUAUAUUUAGAUACCUUGAGGAUAUGUGCAUUUCGUGCCCUCGGUGAAGGUAACUGCAAGGCAAUGAAUCCUUAACUAGUUGUGUAUUAGCCAUUAAUAACGCAUAACUAUGUACAUAUGUAUCUUACUCAAAGCUUCUAGUUGUACUAAUGAUGGGGCGAUCAAAUAAAAACCUGCACCCACACAGCUGAUUGAUCAUAUGUGCUUAAUACAAUCGAUUUAAGAGGCCAAGAUUUCAAUCCAAUCGAUUGCUAAGGCGUAAUGUGACCCUAUUAAAGGCGUUGAAUACA